Molecule: messenger RNA, 519 nt
Organism: Penicillium angulare
Lineage: Eukaryota; Fungi; Ascomycota; Eurotiomycetes; Eurotiales; Aspergillaceae
Exons: 1
Coding region: 1-519 (172 amino acids)
Molecular function (GO): protein dimerization activity
Source: RefSeq, a predicted model, not a curated record
AUGGCACGCGAUAUCCUGUCGAUUCCUGCUACCGGUGCUGGUGUUGAGCGAUUGUUUAAUUGUGCCCGCGAUAUCUGCCAUUAUCGCCGUGGUCAGCUGAAACCAAGUACAGUCCGAGCGCUUAUGCUUCAUCAGUUUGCUACCAAUUUCGAUCUUAAGCAGGAGGAGCUGGAUGCUAUCAAAGAAUAUCUCUCCGACAGUGAGGCUGCACUGAUGGAUCAAGCCCGUAAACCAUCGCCUCCGCUUGAAAUAUUGGAACCAAUUAGUGACAAUGAGGAGGAUGAAGAUCCUGGGGUAGAGGAUAUACAGCAGUGUAUACAGGGUGCUGGGGAAGAUGAUUUGGAUAAUACUGAGCAACAUAGGCGGGGAAAGGGAAGACAAUCAAGAAAACGGUCAUCUGAUGAUCUUGGUGAGCAAGAAGACGAUGGCGCCCCAGAUGUAUCAAUAGAAUCCUCCCAGAUGCGACCGGGGCGAGCCCGGAAGCAGCCAAGACUGCCAGACUGGUUUGAGCUUCUUUAG